Molecule: messenger RNA, 1871 nt
Organism: Trametes versicolor FP-101664 SS1
Lineage: Eukaryota; Fungi; Basidiomycota; Agaricomycetes; Polyporales; Polyporaceae
Product: DUF1768-domain-containing protein
Exons: 2
Coding region: 5-1678 (557 amino acids)
Source: RefSeq, a predicted model, not a curated record
CGCUAUGCCCACGGCUGGCAACCCGUUCCCCGCUCCUCCGAUGAACACAGGCAUGGGUAUGGGCAUGGGCCUUGAUCACAAUUCGCACAUGGGUAUGCCCCAACCAGUUAUCCCCGGGCAAGGGCAAAACCCCGAAGCACCCGUCAUCCCUCCCAUGCCAUCUAACUUUGGAAGAGCCGGCGGGACGCCAUACCAUGCUGCUGGCGCAUAUCCGGACUCGGAGGACUCUGAAAGCUACGAUGAUGAGCUGAGUCCCCAAACACGCGAGCGGCUCCAGCCUCCCCUCGCACCUGGGCAAUACGGUCCGUUCGAUCGAAAUCGCGAGAGGAGGGGCACGCCCGCGCCCGCGCUUAGACGAGGUCAACACCGUAGGGCGGAGUCCUCCCCCGUGUUCGUACAGCAGCUGCCUCCUGGGUUUGUCCCGCAGGAGCAGCCCCCGGUUAUUCCCCCGCCAGGCGUCGCGUUUGGCCCCGGCCAGCAGCCCUUUCCUCAAUUCCAGAACCAGGGCGCGCCCAUGUACCAGGAAGAGGAACGCUUUCGCCGCGAGCCUCCGAUGGACUUUCGACCGCGGCCGUGGACUCCGCUCCGUCACACCCACAAUCCUUUGCCCCCGCCGCCCAAAGACAUCUUCCAGCACUCCCCAUACGCCCAGAUCCUGCGCGAGCUCCGCAAGCCGAUAGACGCGGAGGAGAUCAAGGCGAAGCUCGCGCAGGCGCCCGCGUUCACGACCAUAAACGCCAUUCCGAUCCCGAACGUGCAGCCCGGGCACCACCAGGGUUCGCGCUCGAGCAAGGAGAAGAAGCGCAAGGGCCUCUUCCGGUCACUCAGCGCGCGCCUGGGGGGUUCGCGCAGGGACGACGAGAGCUUCUCGGACGUCAUGAGCCCCCCUCAGCAGGCAUUCGUCGGCGGUCAGUCUAUCACGAUACUCCCCACGGUCGAACACCUCCCGGAUGGGACCACUACGUUGACGUACCACCAUCCUAAUGCGCCGAUGGCUGCGGGAGCGAACACUGGCGGUAUACCCAUGGCUGGAGGCGGCGGACAGCCGCCAGUCAUGCCAUCCGGAGUUAUGCCAGGGUAUGUGCCCGGAGUCGCCCCAGCAGUCUCGCCCGCAUUCGGGAACUCCGCGGCACAACAGCAACAUCAACAACAGCAGCAACAACAGUACCCUCAGUCUCCUGGCCCACAACGCAUGCCGACCCCGCAGCCUGCGCCGCCUCCGCCUCCGCGCCCUAUCCGGAUCGACCGCUCGAACCGGUACCACGGGCUGCUGCACAUGUCGCCGCACAAGGUGCACUACGGGAACAAGUCGUACCCUACGGUACUGCACCUCAUCGAAGCGCUCCGUUUUUUGCCCGGACACCCUGAGUCCGCGGAGGAGGUGCGGCGGUGCGGCACGGCGGAGGAGGCGGCUGUGAUUUCGGACAGCAUGCGCUCGCGGUGGCGCGGAGACCUGCAGGAGAAGUUCUCGGAGCUGGUGGAAGAGGCGCUGUACCAGAAGUUCAUCCAGCACGAGCGCCUACGCGAGCUACUCCUCGAGACGGGCGACGCGGAGCUGAUAUACACGGACCCGAACGACGAUUUCUGGGGCGAUGGUCCCGUGGGGCAGGGCAUGAACGCCCUCGGGCAGGCGCUCUGCCGCGUGCGCGACCGGCUUCGCAGGGAGCUCGAGACGUAAUACGCCCUCGGCGGGCCCCCUUCCCUAUCCCUACCCUCAUCGGAUCUCCAAUACCAUACCAUACGACCUGCGAUACCUAACCUACUGCGACACCUCUAUCUCCACACAUCCCUACCCUCCUCCGGCUCUCCUCGUCUUUCCUCCUCUCUUCUUUUGGCGGUCUCUUGUGUGUGUCAGUGUACCCUUUGUUCCC